AUGGGUCUCUGGGCCCUGCGGCAGCAGCGCCACGCGCAGGGGCCACCGCCGCGGCCGCGCACGCGAUCGGCGCCUGGGGCAGACAAGGAAGUCGGGCGACCCCCCAGCGCGAGCGCACGCGUCACCCGGUCCCUGGCCCGCGCCGCCCCGCGGACGCAGGCGGCGUCUUUCCGACGGGGCUAUGGGUGCCGGAGGUGGUCGACUGCAGCGACGCGCUGGG
Messenger RNA from Monoraphidium neglectum, 220 nucleotides. RefSeq lists its product as hypothetical. The annotation marks the transcript as partial. The record is from RefSeq and is a predicted model, not a curated record. The transcript has a single exon. NCBI's taxonomy places the organism in Eukaryota, Viridiplantae, Chlorophyta, Chlorophyceae, Sphaeropleales, Selenastraceae.